AUGGAAAAUUUAGUAGCUAAGAUAGAAGAACUUUUAGUAUGCGAUUCAUUAGAUGCUCUUUGCAAGGUGUCUGUAGUUUAUUUAACAAUAGAGGAUAACGUCUUGCUACCAUAUAAUAAAGCGUUAAAUACUCUCCAAGAAGCAUCUCUAGACUAUACGCAGGAAGAAAUAGAUCAAAAUAUCAGGCGUGAUCUGGAGGUGAGCACAGUUCUUAGUGAUGAAUCUUCAUUAGUGCAAAACUUGAAAAUAAGACAGAAGCGUCAUUUUUUGAAAAUGAAAUGUGAACUUCCUAGAGAAAUUAUUUCCAAGUGUGAGGAGUUUACAAAUAAUUUUCACAGAGGACACAUGCCAAAUAAUUUUAGAAAUACCGUACAUGACAAAAUGUGGAAAGAGACUGAUCCUGAAUUGGAAAAAAGAAUGGAACAGAUACUUAGCGUACAUGCAGAAAUUUGGAAUAACCCAGCAUUUACAACUAAUAAAUCUCGUAGUAAGCAAAGUAAAGAUACUUACGUUACAGAUGAAUAUUAUGAUACCACACCUUCCACUAUUCGCUCUCAUCAAAGAAUUUUUAUGUCAUGUGAUUCAACUAACAGUUUUCCUGAAAAGAUCAAUUUAGCUGCAAAAAGCCUAGCUAAAUAUCAACGAAUGAUAGAGAUCGCUACAGAUGACUCAAUGAAAUUAAAACGUCAUGCUGAAGCUCAAUCAAGGCUAGCAGCAAAAAAACAGAAAUUGCUAGAAGAGG
Messenger RNA from Funneliformis mosseae, 742 nucleotides. Lineage: Eukaryota; Fungi; Glomeromycota; Glomeromycetes; Glomerales; Glomeraceae. The record is from the annotation of a GenBank genome assembly.